Nymphaea colorata (pocket water lily) is the source of this 1416-nucleotide messenger RNA. RefSeq names its product protein LIGHT-DEPENDENT SHORT HYPOCOTYLS 4-like. NCBI's taxonomy places the organism in Eukaryota, Viridiplantae, Streptophyta, Magnoliopsida, Nymphaeales, Nymphaeaceae. The record is from RefSeq and is a predicted model, not a curated record. Bases 205 to 897 code for a protein of 230 amino acids. Gene Ontology annotation, cellular component: nucleus. Gene Ontology annotation, biological process: mRNA transcription; response to light stimulus. The transcript has a single exon.
CCAAUCCAUCCACAGAGAGACUCCAGAGCGAAGGCCCAUCAUCCAAUUCCUUCACUGCACUUAAAAAGGAGGAAGAAGAGGGGAGGAAGAGGGAGAAGCCAGGAGGAAGGCGAAACAGCAGCAACAAAGGGAAGAAAGGGGAGGAGGGAGGCAUCGGUUUAAUCAGAUAAACAGGUAAAGCCAUCCAAAAGAUCUUGUUUUCCCAUGUCUACCAUGAAUGUUGCAGAUGAAUCUCAAUCAUCUACCACCGCCACCACCACCACCAAUAGCAGCACCAUCACCACCACCACUACCACUAUCACCAAUACCACCACAAGCCCAUCAACUCUCAGCAGAUAUGAGUCGCAAAAGAGGAGAGACUGGAACACCUUUGGGCAGUACCUAAGAAACCACAGGCCACCAUUAUCACUAUCAAAGUGCAGUGGUGCACAUGUGCUGGAGUUCCUGCGCUACCUGGACCAGUUUGGCAAGACCAAGGUGCACACCCAGAUCUGCCCUUUCUUCGGCCACCCAAAUCCGCCCUGCCCGUGCCCGUGCCCGCUCCGCCAGGCCUGGGGCAGCCUCGACGCUCUCAUCGGCCGCCUCCGCGCCGCCUACGAGGAGAACGGCGGCAAGCCGGAGUCCAACCCCUUCGGCGCCCGCGCCGUCCGCCUAUACCUUAGGGAGGUGAGGGACUUGCAGGCGAAGGCGAGGGGCAUCGCCUACGAGAAGAAAAAAAGAAAGCGCCCACCACCCCCUUCACACCAACAACAACAGCAGCAACCGGCGGCAGCGACCACGGCUUCCGGUAUGAUCGAUGAUGAUGAGGGUGAACCCGUGAUGGCAGAACCCGGCGUCGGCAGCAGCACCGGAGUUUCGAUCUCUGGGAACCCAUUGAUGAAAAGGGCCCCGGCCUGACGGCACAAGCAGGUCCAAUUCCCACUACAGCUUCCAGGUUGAGCAGGGUCUGAUGCCACGAGCAGUAGCACCGAGAUGGUUGGUUGAACCUGAGAAGCUUCCAAAUUGCACCCCAAAUCUUACUAACUCUCAAAAUGAUCAUCCAUGAGUCACCUGGACUACUAUUCAGUAUCUCUCUUUUUUGUUUCACUUUUCUUUCACUCUUCUUUGUCCUCGGAGUUUGUUAGGAUCAGUGCUAGUUUUAGUAGUGCCGUUGGUAGUGGCAGUCAUGAUAAUGGCAGCAGUAGCUAGCAGCUGCAAUAGUUAUAGAGUCAGUACCAAUACUAGCAGUAGAUGAUGAUGAUCGUGAUGAUGGUGAGAAAAGAGAGGGGCUCUCCCUUUUUCCCAGUUUCUUCUUCAUCUUAUUUGGUAUCAGCUAUCAAGUGUUCACUUUGAUGUGGCGCAUCUAUCGUGUAUGCAAAUGUUGAAGGUUCAUAAAAUUGUAUGUAGAUUGUGGAGCAGAUUUAGCUUCUUGUUCUU